AUGGGGAAUGAUGUGACAAUGGACUUUAAAUCAAAGUCAAGAAAAUUUGAAACAUUGGGAAAAGACAAUAAAAUGGAGGCUUCAAUGGAUGAUGCACUAAAUGAAACACCAGUUAAUGUUGGAAACUCGAGUAAUGAGCCAUAUACUGCAACAAUGGGAAAUGAAACAAUGUUCGACUUCAAAAAAAUUGAGACAUCCAAGAAAGACAAUGAUAAGGAGGCUUUGAUAGAUGACCCACCUAAUGCAACAGUGGAGUCAAUGGGAAGGUGUGCAGAGGAUGCUCAUGGAAAAGACCACACUGUUUUUUUGAAAGCACCCAUUCAGGCAUCAGAGGAUGCACAUGCUCGUAUGGAUAGACUCGAGCAGAGGAUGAGACAGAUGAGGGUUUCGGAUGGAGACAUCAGUUGGGAUGAUUUUGAUGGAGCACCGGUAGUCAGUUUACCGACUCAGUUCAGGAUGCCAGAGAUUGAGAGGUAUACGGGCAUAGGUUGCCCUAAGAUUCAUUUGAGGUUAUACAGUAGUGUGAUGAGGGCCCACGGGUUGGAUGAGGCCCAUUUGAUUAUGCUUUUUCCCAUGUCCUUGAGUGGUGCAGCACAGCGUUGGUUUGCUUCUUUAGACGCUUCACGCCGUAGGACUUGGGAUGACUUGGCCCAAGAGUUUUUGAGACAGUUCGCGUUUAACACUGUCAUUGAUGUCUCGAGGAGAGAGUUGGAGGCCUUGAGACAGGGGCCAGAUGAGUCAGUUACUUCAUUUAUCUCCCGAUGGAGGGAGAAGAUCGCCCAGAUUGUUGAUCGUCCUUCCGAGAAGGACCAGAUUAGUAUGAUUUUGAGGAGUUUACAGCCUAGAUUUGCUAGACAUUUGAUGGGAUUUCCUCAUACGGAUUUUGGAUCCUUGGUACAGGCCCUGUAUGGCAUAGAGGAGGGCAUCGCUAGAGGGUUGUGGCCCGAGUCUUCUCCUUACGAUUCAAAGGGGAAGAAACCCUUAGGAGGACAGAGACCAGGAGAUGUGAGUGCUAUCAGUUCAGUAGGAUCGAGAUCUCCCAGGCGCUAUCAGACAUUCGGGCAGACUUCACGAGCCUAUUACCCGCAGCGUUAUGCUCAGUAUAGACCACCCAGGCCCAUGAUUCCUACAUACCUACACCAGACCCCAGAGCCUGUUUUUGCUGCACAGGUCUCGGAGAGGCCUCCUACCUUAUAUCCUCGGCCUCGAGCUCCACAGACUACUAUUCCUCUUGUACAGAGGCCGACACGACAGUUCUCCCAGCUAGGUAUGCCUUUGAGUCGAGCUUUCCAAAAGCUCAUGGAGGGUGGUUUGUUGACUCAGUUGGCACCUAGGCCUGUACCCCAGCCUGUGCCACCACGCUUCAGGAUGGAUCUACAUUGUUCCUACCAUCAGGGCCCAGGGCAUGACACAGAUCAUUGCGCCGCCUUGAGACAUGCUAUACAGGACUUGAUAGAUCAGGGUCUGGUUAACUUAGGGCAGCCGAGUGUAACCACGAACCCUCUACCGGCUCACUCUACACAUACAGUGCCACCACCCCCGGGUGGUAUACAUCAUAUAGAUUUUGUAGAGGAUGACAGCAUACACAUGAUGAGUUGGGAUGAUGGAGUGCCAGAGCCGAUUGUUUUGGAUGAUGGUUAUGAGGUUGACACAGUGGGUUCUCAGACUUUUACUCCAUUCAGUUUGAUUUCAGAUUGGAUACCAUUUGAGUUGACUCCUAUUGCACCAUCGGCCAUAGCACGUCAGGGCCCGCCCGCUCCAUUUAUCCUACGGCUAGAUGAUGAUGAUUUAGAGGGGAGAGAUGUACAGAUUGUGACCCGUAGUGGGAGAGUAGCUCAGCCCCCACCUCUAGUAGCUAGGCCAUUUGAUGGCGCGGUUUCUCGUGAGGAGAAUAGGAGAGAGGAUGAUGAGAUAUUGAGGCAGUUACAGAGUACACAGGCACGCAUAUCUAUCUGGAGUUUGUUAGCAUCUUCUAGUACUCAUAGAGAUGCAUUGAUUCGAGCUUUGAGCCAGAUCCGCGUAGAGACCACCACUACCCCGGAGGGGUUGAUUCACAUGAUGACGGCCGACAGGGCCACAUGUAUUGUGUUUUCAGAUGAUGACUUACCACCAGAGGGUUCGGACCACACACACCCUUUAUAUAUUAUAGUUGGUUGUUCAGGUCGUAGAGUCCCAUCCGUCCUAUUGGACAAUGGCUCAGCCUUGAACGUUUGCCCAUUGGCUACUGCUAUUGCUCUUGGUUAUGCACCUUCAGACUUCGGUACCUCUACACAGACGGUCAGAGCAUAUGAUAGUACUAAGAGGGAGGUCAUGGGUACUCUGAUGAUAGAGUUGAUGAUUGGUCCGACUACAUUUCCCAUCCUAUUUCAGGUUUUGAGGAUUCCCGCAUCCUUCAACCUGCUUCUGGGCCGACCAUGGAUUCACGGGGCCGGGGCUAUUCCAUCUUCCCUUCAUCAGAAGGUGAAGUUUAUUCAUGAUGGGCAGGUCAUCACAGUUCACUCUACCAGGGAUAUAUUCGCCACUUCUGAGCCAGACGACGUCAGCAGGGACCGAGCGAGUUCAUAG
Messenger RNA from Vitis vinifera (wine grape), 2565 nucleotides. RefSeq lists its product as uncharacterized. The coding region runs from base 1 to 2565 and encodes 854 amino acids. The record is from RefSeq and is a predicted model, not a curated record. The transcript is spliced from 5 exons. NCBI's taxonomy places the organism in Eukaryota, Viridiplantae, Streptophyta, Magnoliopsida, Vitales, Vitaceae.